AUGAGGCGAUCCCAUGGCUCUAUACCUGCCAAAGAUGCCUGUCGCGUCUGGUUGCAGCCAUCUCAGCAACGCCGAGUACUGAGUUCGGUGGUCGUCUAUCCAGGCUAUAGCUGGCCAGCUUCAACAUCGGCUUCGGCCUCGACGUCGACUACUUUUUGCCCUCCAUCGCCGUUGACAUUCUCAUACUUGAUUAGUUCUCCUUCAUCGUCCGAUUCCAAGGCAGCUCGAGCGAGACGGCCCCUUUUCGCGCUUUCGUAUUCCACCUCGAACCCAGCAUAUCCACUUCCGGGCUCCAACAACGAGAUCGAUCCCCGUGGCGUAGAUUAUUCUCUCUUCGAAGCGGAUGACGACGCAUAUAGCCAAUACUCAUCGUCCCAGACCAUCGCCGAUGGGACGUGCCACACAAGGAAGGACGACUUGCCCACUGCGAUGCCGGUUGAUACCAAUGCAGCGCUGUCUGCACCCACGCAGCUGCUUGUCCGACUCAUCCGCCAGCAAGACUUCGAAGCAGCCACAACUGUCCUCAACGAGCUUCUCACACUUCGCUCACCGCUCACUGAACCACUUCCCAUCUACUCCAACGCAGCAUUGUGGUCGAUUCGUAAUGGGAGAAAGAAGGACAUGCUUGCAUGGAUGCGUCUGUGCCCUGGUUAUAUCCCCGGUACUAAACAUCUCAACACAGCCUCUUCGGCCAACUCCACUACACAGGCCAGAUCGAUAGCAAACAAUUUUCGCAAGUGCUUCAUGCUCCUCCUCGAUUCAUACGGAGAUGAUCUUCGGUUGUUGCAGCAAGCAAGCAUGAUCGCCGUUCAAAAGGGAAUGUGGGGCGUGCUGCAAGCUACCUUGGCUCAAAUACUGAGAUUUGGGACUGGUCGCAUGGAAAAUUUGAACAUUUCGAACCCAGAAUUGGCCUGGCAGUACUUUCAUCGGCUCUUGCUUGCGAAUCAGAGUCAGAGGGGAUUAAAGGACGAAAGUCUACGAUCGGCUAUUUGGACUGCGACCAUCGAGCUGCGAUCGUUGUACAAUCUUGGUGUUCGAACGCUGACGCUGGCGGGAAGGUUGGACGAUGCGAUACACUGGGCGGAAAGGAGUGCCGAGGUCGACAAUAUACGUAGUCCGCUGGCAAAGAUCUUGAUGGUAGAGUGGUUCACCGAGAACUUGCUCAUGGAAGAAUUGGUCAAAGCGGGAAGUUACCAUGUGGAACAGGCUCGAGUGCUUGCCGAUAAACUGGCGAGCACGCCUGCAAGACUAGAAAGGCAUCGAGUGACCAACAUCGAUGCUGUCAUCGAACGUGUCAAUCGAGAGGCUGGAUUGAGAGCCGAGGAGAACGACUACUCGCAAAGACCAGCCUCGACACUCGACAGCGCUAUACAUGCUUGUCUUGAGCAAGGAGACAUCAUUGGAGCAAGAGAGCACCUUUUCUCAGUCCUCCGAUCAGCAACAAGAACACCGAGCCGAGAAGGCGAGUUCCUGCCAGGUUCCGAUUUCGAAACGCCCGACACUACCUUUGCCCAUCUACCGUCAGCGCGCAUUCUGUCAGGUCUGCAGGACAUGGCAUACAAGCUGGGCACUAUCGCCGUCACUUCAUCCCUCACCGAGACAGAUAUGCACCAGCUGCCCGAUAACGAAAGCCAAGACCCAUACUCAUCGCGAGAAUCCUUACCAGCAGAAAGCUUCCUCCGACCCAUUCGAGCACGGCUCUCCUCUGUCCGCGGAGGUCAAGGGUUGUGGGAAACGGCGAGGCUGUAUGGAUUUGUCAAGAAGGGCAAGUGGAAGGAAGCGUCGAAUUUCUAUACCGGCAAAACUGGGUUCAAGAUUCCCUCGGGAGGCAUUUCGAACGAGCUUGUUUCGCUAGCGCUCGACCAACAGGCACUGCCUCCGCCCGAAGGGCGAGAAGAAUUGGACAAAGCGCAAAGUCUGAGGGGUAAGCACUGGCCUUCUACGCACGCCAUCAAUCUGAUGCUGAAGGCACUUGUGGGUCUUUGUGUCGAUGCCAAGGACUAUACACGUCUGAAAAAGGUCUACAGUAUGUGGAAAGAGGCUUCUCUGCCUCGGACGAACUCGUCGGAGGAACUGGAUUUCGAACAAUGGCCACCGUCACAACGACCUAGCAGUUUCACUUUCGACCCAUUCAUUCGCGCUUUUGCACGACUCGAAGUCCAGAACCAAUUCGCAGCCGCCGAUGCAGCGAAUAGCGCUAAAGUGGAUAAGCAAGCCUGGGGAUCUAGUCAAGCGGUAUUGGAUGUUGUACGCGAUAUGACCGAGACCUUCCGCGUCCAGCCCAGCAUCAGCACCUGGACCAUCGCGUUGGAAUGUCUUGCUCGAGAAGGACGGGAGCGAUGGCAUUCGACUACUGAUGUGCUUGCGCGUGCUGUUGGGAUCAACACGGUAUCGGCCCUCUCCUCGGAAGUCACAUUGGCAGAACCGAUAACAGCAGCAUCUCCGACUUUCCCACCAGCGACACUGGGCACGUACACAGCACUUAUUCGCGCCCUCAUCCGAGUAUCACAUAAAGACGGAGGUAGCAUGGUGAAGCAAGCUUCAGCCGUGAGAGACGAUUUACUGGUGAGGACGCUGGAUCUGGACGUUGCGGUACGAUCCUUGGCGAGCAACAAGGAGGAAGACGAGUCGGAAUUUUGGCACGAUUUGAUGACGAGGUGGCAGGCCGUUCAGCAAGUUGUGGUACAACGCGGAGAAGCUGAAAGGGACAGAUGGAGUGCAGCAGAGGUGAUCAGAGCUAACCAGGGAAGGACGGUUGAGGCGUUGAGAGAGUUGUGGUUGUUGGAAUGCGCCCAAGCCGAGAACGUCGAAUCUUUUGAGUCAUCGUAA
Molecule: messenger RNA, 2829 nt
Organism: Mycosarcoma maydis (corn smut)
Lineage: Eukaryota; Fungi; Basidiomycota; Ustilaginomycetes; Ustilaginales
Exons: 1
Coding region: 1-2829 (942 amino acids)
Source: RefSeq, a predicted model, not a curated record